Messenger RNA from Acanthaster planci (crown-of-thorns starfish), 1030 nucleotides. RefSeq lists its product as uncharacterized. The record is from RefSeq and is a predicted model, not a curated record. NCBI's taxonomy places the organism in Eukaryota, Metazoa, Echinodermata, Asteroidea, Valvatida, Acanthasteridae.
CCACGCAACACCACCGCCAACAUUCCGUGACCAGACCUUGCUGCGUACAUUGCCUUUCGACUCGCUGCUCUUCAGGAACUUCAGUCCAGUUUUUACAUCAUGUCUGCUUCGACUUUCCUUGGCGCACUCGUAGUGGUUCUUGCCGUGAUUCCAUCUGGCCAGGCGUUCGUGAAUCCACAGCUUCGGGAUAUUUUGAAGAUUAAUGUUGACUUCAAGAAUGCAGUGGAAGUGAACGACUUGGACUCGAUUAUGAAGUUGUACAAGCCGGACGUGCUAUUUCUUCCUGAGGGGCAUCCUGGCUUCACUGGAAAAGACAAAUUGGCCGAAAACUUAAGUUGGGUUUCCAGCGCUGGAAAGUAUGACUACUAUGUUAACUACUUGGAUUAUCUGAGCUGGAAGGAUGGUCUUGUCAUGGAACUGAAAACAUUCACCCUUUAUGACAAGUCGGAGAACAAGCUGUUUGAAGGAAAGGCCCUUCUCCUUUGGCAAUUGAAUAAAUACACUGGAACCUUCGAGAUCUCGCUGGAAAUGUUCAACAGUAACAAGAAGGGAGAGUAACGUCCUCUGGAGAAACGUCCGUUUGUGAAAGGACGACUUCAGACAGGAAUAUGACCCCGGAUGUAAAAGUGUUUUGUCUAUCUGUCUGUGUAUAUGUAUUCCUAUGUUAAGGAAGGCCGAUCAAAUAUACAGCAUUAUGCGUAUACCGCACUGCUAACUAAAAUUUCAAUUAGACUCGAUAGACUACUUCGUGAGCACCAUAAAUGUGCUUCGUUCUGUCAGGAAAUACUAGCUCUAAUUGUAAUGUUAGUAAAUGGUAAUGCUUCCCAUGAUCUGCAUAUUAGUAUGGCAUAGAUCCCAGGUCCUCUCCUCGACAAAUUGACUAAAGAACGAGAAAAGCAGUCUCAAUCAUAGAGGUAUAGCUAACCAACGUUUAUGUACCUAUUCUGUGGCAUCAUGUAGUUAUCGGUAAAUCACAGGUGCACUGACAAGAAUUGCAAAAUAAAAGGGGGAAAUAGGGCCUAUCAAUUGA